UCCGAAUAUUUCCAAACUCCAACUGUAAAUGCGACGGGAAGACAUUUAUUUUAAUUUUUGCUACGCGCUGUGAACAUUUGAUGUAGCGAGUUUGUCAUAACUGUCUCUAUUUUGAUAUUUAGGCAUUUCUAUUCAUGGCGUCUCAUUAUCUUGUGCAUAUUACUAUGUGCAGGUAUUUGCAAUGCUAUUAGGUAGGACGACCGAGCACAGUACUUCACAGUUUCUGCAGUGUAACUGGUAGGGAACGAGAUGGUCUGAGAGUAGUUUUGGUCAUGUAACGCGGUUUUUAUUGCCUACUGAUAACAUACUGUUAAUUAACAGUAAAUGAGCGGCACUUACGAGCGCAGCACACGUACAGCCAGCACCGACAGCUGAGCAGCGAGACUCUGCAGGCUCCUCAACAAACUGUUCGCUAUAUGCAUCACGAGCACGAUCAUGCUGCCUGCAACUACACUAUUGGUGGUCAUCGGGUCCCUGUCCAUAGCACUCAGUGUGGAAAUAGUGAAUAAGCGAAGUGGGGAGCACCUGAUCAGCCUGCGGGACUACGACUUCGUGGGCGAGGACGCGCGGCUGGCGCGGGCGCUGACGGCGCGGCUCGCGGUGCUGCAGGCGCCGCUGCAAGCGCAGCCGCCGCCGCCGCCGCCGCCGCGCCGCCCGCCCGCGCCGCCGCUGCGCCGCGACCUGCUGCCGCUCAGUCUGCGCGGAUACCCCAGGCAACCUUCCUUCACUUCCUCAUACUAUUCUCUUCAUAUUAGCAACCAAAAAAAUGCGGGACAAUUAGAGACUACUAGAUUCUUUGGAGCCAUCGCUCGUUAUGAUAAUAAAAAUAACUGCACAGGGUGAACGUGAGCCUGGACUAUGGCGAGCUCCCCGCGGCCGACCUGAGCCUCGAGGCCAACUCGUUGUGGCCGGCACCCCCCGGGCUGGAGCCCCCCGGGCCGGAGUCCACCGGGCCGGCGUCCCGGGUCGGCAACCUGAUCGCGAGCCGGCGGAAGCCUGGGUUCCAUGACCCCUCUUACAGACAGAACAACCUGAAGAUCUUGGAACUAAUGAGACAAAAAAUUUAUACUAUGCAAGAAAAACUCGUAGACCUCGAGCCCGUAAUAAAGAAAUACGAGGGCGACCCGCGGUUCCGCAUGGCGUACAUCUUCCGGCAGCUGGACGACUGGCUGAAGAGCCUGCGCGGCCUGUACUUCGCCAUGUCCAAGUGGAGCAACACCGCCGAGAACCGCUUCAAGCGGCGCAUCUGGAGCUACGAGCACGCUGCGCGCAACAUCGACGUCACGUACACCGUGGACUACCUGGCGCACGUGCACGCCACCUACAUCAAGCAGAUGGAGGACAUCAUGCCCGCCGCGCAGCGCGAGGAGAUGCAGAAGGAGCGCGAAAGAAUGUUGAGCUGCAGGAGAAGAACAAGCAAGCAGGCUGACCACCACCAUGCUGCUCAUUCUAACCUUACAAUGUAACUAUUUUACAAUAUCUAUUCAUUGGCGUUUCCUUAUUAAAUAUUACUAGCGGCAAAAUUAUGUACAUUUUGAUUAUGAUUUUGGUUUCAUUAGAAUGGUGCUAUCAAAAAUAAAAACGGGCCAAGUGCGAGUCGGACUCACGCACGAAGGGUUCCGUACAAUUAUUUAAGAUCACGUUUGUUGUAUGGGAACCCCCCAAAAUAAUUGUUUUAUUCUAGUUUUCAGUAUUUGUUGUUAUAGCGGCAACAGAAAUACAUCAUCUGGGAAAAUUUAAACUCUCUAACUAUGACGGUUCAUGAGAUACAGCCUUGUGACUGACGGACGGACGGACAGAGGAGCGAAAACAAUAGGAUUUCGUUUUACCCUUUGGGUACUGAACCCUCAAAACGACUUCCAAAAACACAAAAAGAAGCCAGUAAGUCUGUCACUAGUGACAGGUUGAAGAGGUCAGAUAGGCAGUCGCUCCUCGUAAAGAGCUGGUACUCAGCUGCAUCCGGUUAGACUUAAAGCCGACCCCAACAUAGUUGGGAAAAGGUUCGGGAGAUGAUGACUCGGAUUUAACAAUAAAAAAAAGCUUUUUAAAGCUUUUUUGGAAAAGGCUAUAGUUAGGCGAAUGACAACCUCCUUCGAUGACUAAUCAAUUAAUGUCUUUGUUAUUCAAGCCCAGAAGUAAGAACAUGAAGUGAAAUAAAUGUUUACAUUGCACUUAACAGUAUAAACGCGAGACACAUACUAAGGGACAAAAAUCUGUGAGUUUUAUACUGGGUUUGCCAAUUGUUUGCUGACGUACGAACCGAGCUUUGUAGCUUGGAAAACCGCGCAAAACGCGCCACCAGUGUGAAAGAGCUUUUAGCGAUCUAUAAAAAUAAAAUUCACGGUAAGGAGACCUUAACAUAUUUAUUUACAGUACAUCGUACAUGCAUCGCAUCGACGCGAAUCAAUCACCGGAACAAGUCUUUCUUUAUAUUAUAAUGUGUUGACUGCCUCGUUGUUCCAGCUGUCGCAAGUGCGGCUGCUGAGCACGAGGUCUCGAGUUUGAUUCCCGAGUCGGGCCGAAAU
This is a messenger RNA of Helicoverpa armigera (cotton bollworm), 2525 nucleotides long. RefSeq lists its product as uncharacterized. The transcript has 3 exons. NCBI's taxonomy places the organism in Eukaryota, Metazoa, Arthropoda, Insecta, Lepidoptera, Noctuidae. Bases 436 to 843 code for a protein of 135 amino acids. The record is from RefSeq and is a predicted model, not a curated record.